Guillardia theta CCMP2712 is the source of this 780-nucleotide messenger RNA. RefSeq lists its product as hypothetical. The coding region runs from base 1 to 780 and encodes 259 amino acids. The record is from RefSeq and is a predicted model, not a curated record. NCBI's taxonomy places the organism in Eukaryota, Cryptophyceae, Pyrenomonadales, Geminigeraceae. The transcript has 5 exons.
AUGCACAUGCGGGUAGUGGGACUGUUGAUGUCGCUGGGGUUGGGGAUGGCAGAGGCUUCUCUUGCGUCCUCCUCCUCCUCAUCCAGCUUCUUCUCUUCCUCUCCUUCUUGUCGACUCCUUCACUCCCCAUCGCCUGAUUCCAUGCCUUUGUCUACCUCCCCUUCGUCACGGGCUCAGAUCCCGAUCUCUUCCUCCGACUCCUCGUUGAGGAGAGGAACGAUGUUGUUCUGCUCCCCAGCGGGACUGUUUCGAGCUGAUAAUUGCCUUGCUGCAUCAUCAAGGCCAGGCAUCAUACCUUCUGCUCCCUGGCGCUAUGCAGCGACCAGGCCAGCGAUCGUGCGGUCAGGAGGAAGAGCGAUGAAGAUGAGUCAGCAGGCUGAUGAGCUGCUCAUCACUAGGCCACGAACGUCAAACUGCUGGUACGGAGUCUUUUUUGACCUUGUAAGCAAGUCCGGCAAGUUGAAAAUUCAUGACAUUCAGUCGGGAUGUUCGAGCUUGGCCCAGGAUGUCGAGCUGGACCUUCAGGUUUGGAAGUGCACCAAAGGAAGCUUUCUAGGGAACGAGAACGAUCCCUCUGCAUGGAAGUGCCUGGGAAAGAGAAAGCAAGUGAUGAACGUGAUCGAGUUCGAGCAGGGAGAGUUCACGAUCAAGACGGAGCUCUACAAGUCUUUCCCUCUUGAUGAACCCGUGAGCGACUGUCCUGCUGUCUUCCAUGGACAUGACAUCCUCCUCUUGACUCACGCUCGCUCCCUCGUGUCGCCUGCAGAUACCCUUGGAUGA